This is a messenger RNA of Hyalella azteca, 1572 nucleotides long. Its product is annotated as heat shock 70 kDa protein-like. The coding region runs from base 46 to 1572 and encodes 508 amino acids. The transcript has 2 exons. Gene Ontology annotation, molecular function: ATP binding; ATP-dependent protein folding chaperone. The record is from RefSeq and is a predicted model, not a curated record. NCBI's taxonomy places the organism in Eukaryota, Metazoa, Arthropoda, Malacostraca, Amphipoda, Hyalellidae.
UGAGUACCAGGUUGAAUACAUCUGUAAGCAGCCUGCUAAGAGAAGAUGUCAGGAGCGGCUAGCAUCGGGCUUGACCUGGGUGCAGGCAAGUGCUGUGUUGCCUGCGUGCGCGCUGGGGCGGUGAAGGUGUUACCAAACGCUUAUGAAAAGAAGACCACUCCGAGUUUUGUUGCCUUCACCGGCACCUGCAGCCUCGUGGGCAUCGAUGCCACUAACCAGGCGAGGAGCAACGCCACCAACACCGUCUAUGGCGUCAAGACCAUCCUCGGCAGGAGCUACUGGGACCCGGUCGUGCAAAAGUACGCAUCCUACAGUCCAGUGAAGGUCGUGGAUGAUGGGGGGAAGCCGGCAAUGGAAGUGGAGUACCGCGGCGACAUGCUGCGCGUCACCCCGGAGGUGGUCGCCGCCAUGCAACUGCUUAAGAUGCGACAAGAAGCUGAAGUCCAAGUUGGGGACAUCGGAGGAGCGGUGGUGGCCGUGCCUGCGACCUACAGCAACCGCCAGCGGGAGGCGCUCGUGGCGGCCUGUAAAAUUGCCGGGCUACCCCUGCUGGACCUCAUCUGUGAGACGACAGCCACAGCUCUGGCGUACUGGCACAACCGCGGCUCCUCCGUGGCACAACAAACCAUCCUUGUGUUCGAUAUGGGCGCCACUAAGCUAGACGUCUCCGUCAUCAAAAUAUGUAACAAAGAGAUCAAGGCUCUUGCGGUUAGCGGUGAUGACUCCUAUGGAGGCGACAAUUUGGAUCAGGAGCUCAUGACAUUGGUGAACGAAGAUUUCAUAAAUGAGAAUUCAAAGAGCUUGCUCGAUAAACCUAGUUCGAAGUUGAGAUUGAAGUUGGCUUGUGAGAUUCUAAAAAAGAAUCUUACGCUACUUCAGUCGUUCGAACAUAAUGAAGACAACAUUCUGGGAGAGCUGCCUUUGAAAAUCGAUGUACAAAGAAAACAGUUCCAACUACUCUUUGCUCAAAAUUUAUCGACGAAAUUCACUAAAAUUCUAAAUUCUGUGCUAUACGACGCAGGACUGACUAAGGAUCAAAUCGAUGAAGUGGUCGUCGUUGGGGGAUCUAGCAGAGUUCCAUUUAUUUCUGACUUUCUCAAAAUUUAUUUCGGUGAAAAAAAUCUGAACAUGACUGUGAACGCUGAUGAAUCUGUAGCGCGCGGGGCAGCUAUCAGAGCUGACCAACUGAACGGAAAUGACCCAACACAUGUCGCCAUAAGUGAGAUGGUGCAAGACCCAGUUAGAGAAAUAUCCUUACUAGCUACUGAGUUUCAGAAGUAUCUCGUGGCAACACCAGACAUGAAGUUCACAGUGAUCCUAAGAGAGCUCAACAAUAAUAAAGUUAUUCAAGAAAAGAUCACCUCAUACACGCUUGGGCGCCACUUAGUUUUUGAAGCUAACACUUCAGUCUUUCCUAAAAAUGAAGAGAAUGAUAUUGUAGAGAAAAAAUCCGAAAAUAACUUUCAUUUGGAUUCGGAAUUUAAAGAAAUGAUGAACCAACUGGAGCAGUUUGAAUUUGAUCGAAUAACGGUUGAAAAGGACGCAAAGGAACGAGUUAGCGGAAAUCGGUAA